CGAUCCCAGGGCAAUCUCGCGUCUUCUUUCGCAUUCACAACCACCUCGGGUGCCCUUUCGGGAAGAGCUCUUUCCUCAAAGCAGCACCCAAGCCGACUCUGGCGCAAGACGGCGAGGCAUCCUGACCUGGGAGCGCAAGCCUCCCCACAAAAACCAUCGGGACUUGAGGUGGCGGUGGGUUGGGGGAGACGAAAUAGACGAGAAGAGAAUAAUAACGUGCAGAGAGGAACCAAGAAAACUUUCCACCCUGGAUUCACUACUUUUGAUCCAUGGACAGAGCCCAACUCAGCCAAGUUACGGACAGACUAUAAGCAGUCCUUGCUCAUUUUAUUGUGAUCUGCCUGUGGGAACAUUGUCUCCAACUCAAAGUAGUAUGGACCGGAGAAGUGAGAGUCCCUGUCUAAGGGAUAGCCCAGACAGAGGGAGCGGCAGCCCUGAUGUCAAAGGUCCUCCCCCUGUGAAGGUGGCCAGACUUGAACAGAAUGGCAGCCCUAUGGGAGCCCGAGGGAGGCCCAAUGGCUCUGUCACCAAAUCAGUGGGAGGUUUGAUGAUUCCUGUCUUUUGUGUGGUGGAGCAGCUGGACACUUCGCUCGAAUAUGAUAAUCGAGAAGAACAUGCAGAGUUUGUUCUGGUUCGCAAAGAUGUGCUUUUUAGUCAGCUGGUGGAGACAGCACUCCUGGCUCUUGGAUAUUCUCACAGCUCUGCUGCUCAGGCACAAGGUAUAAUCAAACUCGGGAAGUGGAAUCCUCUUCCGCUCAGUUAUGUAACAGAUACACCUGAUGCUACAGUUGCUGACAUGUUACAAGAUGUCUAUCAUGUUGUGACAUUGAAAAUUCAAUUACAAAGUUGUUCAAAGCUGGAAGACUUGCCAGCAGAGCAGUGGAACCAUGCCACAGUCCGCAAUGCCUUAAAGGAGUUGCUCAAAGAGAUGAAUCAGAGCACGUUAGCCAAAGAAUGCCCUCUCUCUCAGAGUAUGAUAUCAUCCAUUGUAAAUAGCACAUACUAUGCCAAUGUGUCAGCAACCAAGUGCCAGGAAUUUGGGAGAUGGUAUAAAAAGUACAAGAAGAUUAAAGUGGAACGAGUUGAAAGAGACAACCUCUCAGAAUAUUGUGUUCUUGGCCAGCGUCCCAUGCACUUACCAAAUAUCAACCAGCUGGCAACCUUGGGCAAAACAAAUGAACAGUCUCCUCACGGUCAAAUUCACCACAGUACUCCGAUCAGAAACCAAGUGCCAACUUUGCAGCCAAUCAUGAGCCCUGGUCUUCUUACACCUCAACUCAGUCCACAACUUGUCAGGCAACAGAUAGCAAUGGCCCACUUGAUAAACCAGCAGAUUGCAGUAAGCCGGCUAUUGGCUCAUCAACACCCGCAGGCUAUUAACCAACAGUUUCUAAACCAUCCGCCCAUCCCUAGAACAGUCAAACCAGAGCCAACAAAUUCAUCAGUGGAAGUCUCUCCAGAUAUCUACCAGCAAGUCAGGGAUGAGUUGAAGAGGGCCAGUGUAUCCCAAGCUGUCUUUGCAAGAGUGGCUUUCAAUCGCACCCAGGGAUUGCUAUCAGAGAUUCUGCGUAAAGAAGAAGACCCUAGAACAGCUUCCCAGUCCCUCCUGGUAAAUCUGAGGGCAAUGCAGAAUUUCCUCAACCUGCCUGAGACAGAACGAGAUCGUAUAUAUCAGGAUGAGAGAGAGAGGAGUAUGAACCCCAAUGUGAGCAUGGUGUCUUCAGCUGCCAGCAGUCCAAGUUCCUCCAGAACCCCCCAGGCCAAAACCUCGACACCAACAACAGACCUCCCCAUUAAGGUGGACGGAGCCAACAUCAACAUCACAGCUGCCAUUUAUGACGAGAUCCAACAGGAGAUGAAACGGGCCAAGGUGUCUCAGGCUCUGUUUGCCAAAGUGGCUGCCAAUAAAAGUCAGGGCUGGCUGUGUGAGCUGCUCCGUUGGAAGGAAAAUCCAAGUCCAGAGAACCGUACACUUUGGGAAAAUCUGUGCACCAUCCGGCGCUUCCUGAAUCUUCCGCAGCAUGAGAGGGAUGUGAUCUAUGAAGAGGAAUCCAGGCAUCAUCACAGUGAACGUAUGCAACAUGUAGUCCAACUUACCCCUGAGCCUGUGCAGGUGCUUCAUAGACAGCAGUCCCAACCAGCAAAGGAAAACUCACCUCCGAGAGAAGAGGCCCCACCUCCACCUACAGAGGACACAUGUACCAAAAAAACAAGAUCUCGUACUAAAAUUUCUUUAGAGGCUUUGGGCAUCCUUCAAAGUUUCAUCCAUGAUGUUGGCCUCUAUCCAGAUCAGGAGGCCAUCCACACUUUAUCUGCUCAGUUGGAUCUGCCUAAACACACCAUCAUCAAAUUCUUCCAGAACCAGCGUUACCAUGUAAAGCAUCAUGGGAAGCUAAAAGAGCACAUGGGCACCGUGGUAGAUGUGGCAGAAUACAAAGACGAGGAGCUACUGACUGAGUCAGAGGAAAAUGACAGUGAGGAGGGCUCUGAGGAAAUGUACAAAGUGGAAACUGAAGAAGAGAAUCCUGAAAAAAACAAGGCAACUACUUCAGAAACUGACCAGAGAUAAUGUGAAAACAUCACAGGAAAAGCAAUACAUUGAUCCAUUUUU
Messenger RNA from Lacerta agilis (Sand lizard), 2611 nucleotides. RefSeq names its product SATB homeobox 2 (gene SATB2). Lineage: Eukaryota; Metazoa; Chordata; Lepidosauria; Squamata; Lacertidae. The record is from RefSeq and is a predicted model, not a curated record. The transcript has 11 exons. Gene Ontology annotation, biological process: regulation of transcription by RNA polymerase II; chromatin remodeling. Gene Ontology annotation, molecular function: RNA polymerase II cis-regulatory region sequence-specific DNA binding; DNA-binding transcription factor activity, RNA polymerase II-specific. Bases 374 to 2569 code for a protein of 731 amino acids.